AGAUAGAAUAGAUGGAUGAUACUUUUGUUGUAUGCAAAAUGAACAAGAAGACUCUAUGCCUCCUCUUCCUUUCCCUCAUGUUUGCAAGUACUUGUGUUAUCGGUGCAAGAAUCUAUCCAGAUGGUAAAUAUAUUUACGACACAAAGAGCAAAGAACGUCACUCCUCCGAGGCAACACGAAUGCAUAUUGAUCAUUUCAAGAUUCGUGAGAAAAAAUCGUUUCUAAAAGACUUUGAGCCAAGGCCUAGUGGUUCUGCUUACAGUGAUGAUCAAAACCCUGAAAACAAGAUUUCAUUUGUGCAAAAUUCUGAGCAGGAGCCUACUUCGACAGGUUAUGUUGGUAAUAAAAAUCUUACUGCCUAUGUUAGGAAUCUAAAGCCUCAAAACAAAAACUCUUCCACAAAAGAAUUUCAAUCAAAGCAAAGUGAUACAACAUAUAUGAAAGAUCUCAAGUCAGGAGAAGAUAAGAAAUCAUUUCAAGAAGAUUUUGAGCCAAGGCCAAAUCUUUCUGUCUAUGAUGGGUGAAAUGGAAAUGUAUUAUUACAAUUUGUGUGUAUUUUCAUUUAGUAUUAUUGAUUUGCCUGAAAACAUAUAUAUAUAUAUAUAUAUAUGUGUGUGAGAAUAGUAAGGAUGUUGAAUGUAGAUAAUUAGCAUCAUGUUGAUUAGCUCAUUCAACACGUGAAAAUACAUUAGACAAUAUAUAAAAAUAAAUCGGACAACACAUGUUCGUAUAAAUCGUUAGCAUGCGUUGUUUGUUUUAGUUUAUACGUAUGCUAUGUUAAUGUGUAUUGUAUGUUGAGAUUGGUUGUAAUUUGUACUUUGUGGACUAUUUAUGUGCUAUAUUAAUUUUUAUAUUUCAUAUG
Andrographis paniculata is the source of this 862-nucleotide messenger RNA. RefSeq names its product organ-specific protein S2-like. The transcript has 2 exons. Lineage: Eukaryota; Viridiplantae; Streptophyta; Magnoliopsida; Lamiales; Acanthaceae. The record is from RefSeq and is a predicted model, not a curated record. Bases 12 to 524 code for a protein of 170 amino acids.